Molecule: messenger RNA, 10840 nt
Organism: Patiria miniata (bat star)
Lineage: Eukaryota; Metazoa; Echinodermata; Asteroidea; Valvatida; Asterinidae
Product: golgin subfamily B member 1-like
Exons: 22
Coding region: 181-9999 (3272 amino acids)
Cellular component (GO): Golgi apparatus
Source: RefSeq, a predicted model, not a curated record
AGAAAUGUCUGUUCUCGGACUCGGUUGAAUCCGACGUUCACUUCCAAUUCCGCUUGUCUCGAGUAUAGUACCGGUACCAGACGAAAUUGUCAUACAUCCAACGUACGCAUUAUGGCCACGACGAAUGUUUGUCGAGAAAGAUUGUUGUCGUCAUAGAAAGGAGCAAUAAACAGCGCCACAAUGUGGGGGCGUUUCACCAACAUAGCGCAGAAUGUCCAGGACAGGUUGGACACUGUGGUCGAGAACGUCAACAAAUCCAUGAAUGAGGAACCAUCAGAAGGGGAUACCUCUGUCGCUUCAGGAUCCGGGGACGCCAGUUUUGCCUCGGCUGCAGAUGCCAGUUUUGCCAGUUCCUCAGACGCUCACGACCAGCUGAACGAACAAACCAAGCUACUGAACCAGUUGAAGGAUAUGAUACGCCAAAAAGACAAACAACUCCUGGAAAGCAACGCCAAGUUGUCCAAGUUCAAACUGCAGGCCAAAGCGAAGAUCACAUCACUGACCAAUCAAAUUGGAGCACUGAAGAAAGCAGGGGGAGAACCACAAGGAGACGAGGAGAGCUCAAGUGCCAAAACUGAAGGGGCCGAUGACCCAGCCAGUCGCGGCAAGCUCAUCGUCCUCAAGAAGAAGCUGGAAGAUCGCGAGAAAGCCCUCGCUGAGAACUCCGCACUCGUCGAGAAACUCGAAAGCUCUGUCAACGAAAAGCAACUCGUCAUUGACGCUCGGGAGAAGCAGUUGGCUGAGAAGGGACGGAUGAUGGCAGAGAUGGAGGAAGGGGAGCGCAAGAUGCAGGCCGAGCUGCGUGAGAAGGAGAAAAUCAUCGAGAAGAGAGAGGCGGUGAUUGAGGCCAUGCGCAGCGGAGGGGUGGGCGGGGCGUCGGGCAGUGGGAGGAUGGGAGAGGAUGAAAGUGACCAGGGUACAUCAGUGAGCGACUCGAGGGUGAAGGAGCUGGAGGACCAGCUAAACGAAGAAUCGUCCAGGGCUAAGGAACUGUAUGCUCAGCUUGUUUACAAAGACAAGAUGGUGAUGGAGCAGAACGGUAAACUCCUUGAGCUCGAGCAGCGUAUCCAUGAAUUACAAGAACAUGUCAAGGAUAAGAAUGAGGUCGUUCAGGGUCGCGACAAGGUCAUUCAGGUCUUACAGGCAGAGUGCAAACAGAAGGACCAGGCCAUUACAGAUUUCAACCGGGUGCUGGAAAACAUGCGGGAAAAGACUGAAGGCACGGAUGAGAAAAUCAGCCAGCUGACUACAGAGCUUGAGCAGCGAGAUGCUGCACUUAACGCGGAGAGGGAACGCUGGGAAGCAGAGAAACAGGAACUGGUACGCACUCACCAGGAGAUGCUGGCUGAAGUCCGGACCGUGGCCAAGCAGCGGCAAGGCCAGCUGGAGAUGCUACAGACGGAGCACAGGAGAGAGAUGUCCCAGCUGGUGGGCAAGUCCAACGACGCAGCCACCAAGGCACUGGAGAGGAGAUGCCAAGAAGCCGAAGAGAUCCUGUCGGGGAAAGUCCGAGUCUUGGAGAUGCUGCAAGGUGAGAUUGGAGAGAAGGAGAAGCUGCUCUUGGAGCAGGGGACCACUGUCAAGUCCCUGACGGAGAAACUGCAGACGUACCAGGAUCAACUGGGAAACCUUCAGGAGGAUUUUGCCUCCAGGCAGCAGGCUUGGAGGAACGAGAAACAAGCUCUGGAAGGACAAAUUGAGGAAAUCAGAGAGAAGCAUGAGACUGAGUUAACAGAGAAGACAAACACCGUGACGGAAUUGCAAACAAGUCUUCAUCAGUAUGAGACGCAGUACAAGGAAGUUUCAGACAGCCAUAACAAGAUCCAGUCAGACUUUGAGCAGACCCAAUCUGAACUGGAGCAGAGCAAGACAGCGCUGGAACAAACCAGGACAGAACUGGUUCAAACCAGAACAGACAGGCUGGAACAGGAAAAAGCAGAAAUGGAAGCAAAGCAGGCUGAGAUUGAUAGGCUGCAACAACAACUCAGAGACAAGGAAGAAGAGAUCAGACUCAAAGAUGAGGAGGUCAAGGAGUCGAACAAGAAGGCGGAGGCUAAAUUCAUGAAAGUCAAGGCCCAGGCCAAAGCUAAGAUAAAGUCCCUUGAAGAAGACCUGGAGGAACUCAAAAAGGCGGAUUCCAUGGCAGAGGAGCUGAGUGAUUUGAAACUCAAGAUUGCCGAGCUUGAAGAAGAGAAGGGGAACCUGCAACUCAAGCAGAUGGACUUUGACGAGAACACGGCUCAGAUUGAAACUUUGAAAACAACUGUGAGUAAUCUGGAGACAAAAUGCCAGAAUGUCUCAGAGGAGAAAGACGAACUUCGCAAGAUGAUUGAGGCCCAAUCACAAGAACGGCUUGAGAUAGAGUCUAAGCUGGAAGAUUUGCAAUCCAAGUUAGACCAGAAUCAGUUGGAGUUUGACCAGCAGCAGCGGGACAAGAUGGCGGCUCUCUCGGAGGAGUUGUCCCAUCUCAGAGAGAGGCUGCUGGAGGCGGAGGACGCCCGAGACGCUGAGAUGAAGUCUAGGGUCAGUGUCGAGACCAAACUUGUUGAGCUGGCCGAGUUUAAGAAAAGUGCCGAAAAACUCAUGGCGACACAGGAGGAGACAAUCGCAUCAUUGAAUGAGGCAAGAGAUGGUCUUGAGAGGGAGCUUUCCUCGAUGGAGUCGCAGCGAGACGAACUGAAGGAGGAAAAGGUUGCCAUGGAGCUGAGGAUGGUUCAGUUAGAGGAGGAGAAAGAUAAUUUUGAGCAGCAGACAGUCCAUCUCCAGGACACGGUCCAGCAUCUCAAGGAGACAAUGGAGAGGGAGCAUCUUCCCUUGGCCGAGAUGGAGCGAGAGAGGGAGGCCUUCCAGGAGCAAGUCGGACAUCUCGAGAGCGGCAGGGAGGACGCACUGAAACAACUGGAGGAAGAGAAAGCGGCGAGAAGCCAAACGGAGGCUGAGUUGGAAUCACUCAGAGUUUCCAAAUCUGAGGUGGAGAGUGAGUACCGUGAGGUACAGCAGCAACUUGUAGAUUCCAAGGCUGAGCUGGAGAGGGUGACAGGUGAAACUGAGAGGAUUGAACAGGUGCUACAAGAUGAGACAAACCGCAUGUUAGCACUGAUGAGCCAACUUGAAGACCUACGCAAGGAAACAGAAACUCUUGGAAUUGAAAGAGACGACUUAUCACAUCAACUCACCGACCUCCAAAACCAACUUGACUGCUCUUCCAAGGAAAAAGAUGACUUCGGGGCCAAAAUUCAAGAGCUAGAAGCUGCCUUGGGAGAAACAUCGACCAAACUGCGCCAGAAGGAGGACGAAGUCCAGACCUUCUGCGACAGGUUUGCGUCUAAAGAGACGGAUGUGGCUGAAACCCAAGUCAAGCUAGAGGAGGAGAGAGAGAAGUCGGCCAGACUUGCAGAAGAGAAAAGCAAACUGGAAGUAGAGUUGGACUCCUCUAAGAUCGGUUUAUCAGAAAUCCAGAGAGAACUUGAAAAUCAGCAUUCAAGGUUUGAUGCUGAAAAAGGAGAACUAGAGGCUGCUCUUCACAGCAAAGAAGAGGAGUGUCUUGAGAUGACUCAUACUUGCCAAGAGAAGGAUAAGGAAAUAUCAAGACAAUCACAGGUUAUGGAGGAGAACAUACAAGAACUGUCCUCGAUGAGGGAUCAAAUUUCUGAGCGGGAUUACAGGAUAGGGACUUUAGAGAACUCGGUCAGCCAGGCGGAGCGAGAAAUAGAGGUUCUCAGGGAAGGGCAGUCGGCUGAGGGAAAGAAGACAGAGUCCAGGAUGUCUUCCCUUCUGGGACAGAUUGCCGAACUGGAGUCAGAGAUUACUGAGAAUCAGAGGACUAUCUCCGAACAGGACAACAGAUUCCAGGACCUGAGUGCUCAGUUUGAACAGAAGUCCUCAGAGGCAGAAAAUGUUGUCAGAGAGCUGAAAGAUUCAAUCAAGAAGCUUUCCCGCCAGGUUGAAGAGAAAGAAGGCAAAGUUGAGUCCUUGCAGGAUCAGUUGAUGGCAUCCUUGCAGCUUGUCCAGGACAAGGAAGACUCCCACCAAGAACUAUUAAGAAUAGAGAAAGAAGCAUUCAGCAAUAUGGAGGCUGCUCUGACAUCUGAAAUAAUUAACCUCAAGGCCCUCCUGAAAAGCACGGAGAGUGAAAAACUUCAACUCAUUGAGGAAGCCACAAAGAAAUCCACGCUUUGUGAAGAGUUGCACCAGAAAUUGGAUGUGGCUGUUAAGAAUGUAGAAGAAAUGGAGUACUCCUUGAAAGAAAAAGAAAAACAGAUGACGGAACUCCGUGAGAUGCAAGAACAUCUUGAAAAGAGUCUUGAAGAAAGAGAAAAUGCCUUGCAAUCAGAGUCAACUUCAAACCAAGAAAUGUUGAUGUCAUCAGAGAAGCAGCGAGAGCAGCUUGAAAACCGGCUACAAGAAAGAGAACGGUUAAUUUCAACUUUGGAGCAAAAUGUCGAAAAGCUGACACAGGAAGCAGAACAACUAAGCAGACAGUGUAAUGAUCUCAAAGAUCGGCUUCAAAAUGCUGCAGAUGUAAUUCAGUCCAAGAACGAACAAGAAGGCAUUCUUGUUACAGAGAUUGAACAGUGUAAAAAGGAGACCAAGGAGCUUCAUAACAAAGAAGAUGCUCUGAUGAAGCAGGUUGAUAUGCACAAAGAGGAGGCUGCCGUCUUGAGACAAGAGACUGAAAGGUUGAAAGAAGAGCUGGGUUCAUCAACUCUGGAGGUGCAAACACUGCGAGAAUCCCUUUCAUCCCAGGUUACAGCUGUAAAAGAAAGCCUCCAGAAAUCCUCGGCGGAAACCAAUGAAAAGCAAAAGGCCGUUCAAGAGCUUCAAGAAGAGCUUGCUAGGAGAAGUGAAGCGUUUGAGGAGAAAAACCUGUCGGUUACAGAACACCUGAAAAUGGCAGAAAUGAAGGAGCAGCGUCUAAGUGAAGAGCUUGCUGUCAAGGCUGAGAUGAUUGAAGAUCUGACACAAAGACUCAUCAGCAAUGAGGAGAGUUAUGCCGAGGAGAUGCAACAUCUCAAAAAGGAAGUACAGAAUCUGUCUGCAAACUUAGAAGAAUGUGCCCAUGAAAUUGAAACCAAAAACAACCUCCUUGAUAGAAUGAAAGCUGAGAUAGAAAAGGGAGAUAAGAAUUUUGGGGAUCGGGUGGCAGCCCUUAGCGAAAGCUUAGAGCAGUCUCAGGUUGACACUGCCAAAAUGAGAGAGGAGGUUGAAGCAAGAGAACUUGAAUGGACUCAGUUGAAAGGGGAUUUGUUGCAAAGAGAAGCUGUGAUGUCUGAAGAGAUUGCAGCUUGGAAAGAGAAAUAUGAACAGGCCAUUGACGGUACGGAUGAUUUCCAGAAGGAGAUGAAAGAUAGAGAGACACAAAUGACCAAUGAAAUUGCAUCACUUCAGAAAUCCCUCUUAGAAGUCACAGAGAAGGCAUCCACAAUGGAGACUGCUUUGAAUGAAAGCGAAAAUAAACUCAGAGAACUCAACCAAGAGUUUGAUCAAAAGAAGGGUGAAUAUGAGUCAAGGAUAUCAUCGCUGCGGGAGAAAUGCAAGAAAGUGAUCCAUGAGCGGAAUGAGAUAAGGAACCAUCUAGCAAGCAAGACAGAGGAAUCUAAGAACCUUCAGAUUAAACUCGAAGAGCAAGCCAAAGAAAUGUCCUAUAUUGCCACCUCACAGACAGAAUCCCAGCAUACUGCUUCAAACAAAAUCCUCCAUAUGGACAGGGAUCUGGAGCAGAAGAUUAUCCUUGUUGAGACUCUCAAGAACCAGCUUCUUGAAAGAGACGAAGAGUUCAGCGCCGAAGUUAGCUCCCUCAACAACAGUCUAACAGAGCUGAGCACACGAGUGCCAGAGUUGGAAGCCGCUCUUGAAACCAAAGAGUCUCAGUUGAAGGACCUUCUGGACCAACUACAGGACAAGGAAGGCCAGUUGAGUGAUCUGAAUGAGAGCUUCUCAGAGCAGGAAUCCAAGGUCUCAGUGUUACAGGAGCAGCUCAUCCAAGAGCAGGAGAAAGUUGUGGUGGAGAGGGUUCAGAUGACCGAAAGUGCACCGGCCCCAGACCACCAGGCAGAGCUAGAGAAUCAAAAUGCAAAGUUGAAAGCCGAGAUAGAGACUGGCAAACAAAGAUAUGGGAAGCUGCUUGUAAAAGCCAAGGAGAUAAAGGCCAAGUCAGAGCUGGCUUCAAAAGAGAAGGAGAGGUUGGAGUCUGAAGUUGCAUCUCUGAACAGCACCAUUGAACAGAGGAACCAACAGAUGCAGGCUUUGUCUCAAGAUUGUGAACGAGAACAAUCAGAACUUGCGUCAUUGAAAAGAUUGUUGGAGGAGAGAGACCAACUGUUGACAGGUAAAAAUGAACAAUUGAUGAUUGCGGUUGAGGAAAACAAUGUCCUUCAGACAAAAUCAUUGUCCCUCAAAGACCGACUUGAUCAAGAACUUGAAAAACAGAAUGUUGUGUCUUUGGAGAAUGAAGGCUUAAAUUCAGAGUUGUCCUCACUAAGAGAGACAGUCAAAGAAAAGGAACAUAACUUGGCACUUGCAAAUGAAAUUAUUGAAGAGUUGAAAGUUGCCCAACGAGCUCUUGGUAGCAAACAGAUGGAAAACCUGGGCAAAAUGCAGAGCCUGCAAGAUAGUACUGCUCAUCUUGAAAAACAACUAGGAGAAAAGGAUGCGAUGUUAGAAAAGGUUCAUUUGGAAAAUGAGCAAUGCAGGAACGAGAAAGAAACCUUGGCAUCCAGCUUACAAGUAUCGGAAGAGAACCUCCGUCAAGCACGUGCCCAGAAAAAAGAUCAAGAUGAUACAAUCAAAACCAUGCAAUCUCAGGGACAAGCAACUCAGGAAGAGAAAUCCAAGAUGUGGAAUGAAGAGCUGCAAAAGAUUUGUAAUGAGCUGGAAGGUGAGAAAGAAAAGAACAAAGAAUUGAUGCAACAGCUCCAAGAGGCUCAGAAUGCUCAUCAACAGGAGAGUGAGCAUUUGUCUGAUGUCUGCAACAAGUUGCAAGCACAGAUAUCAAAUGCCGAGGAACAUAAUGAAGAGCUUCAGAAAAUUCAACACGAGCUGAAUGGUGAAAAGAUGAAUAAUGCAGCACUGAGGGAGCAGCUCGUGGAGGCGGAAAGGGUCCACCAACAGGAUCAGGAAAGUUUGUCAGAGACUAUCAAACAGUUGAAAUCUGAAGUAGAGGAUGCAGAGUCACGACUGGGAUUACUGACUGAAAACGCCGAAAAGAUGACACAGCUGAAGCGACAACUGGAGCAGUCGGUGACUGAGAGUAGGGGAUGUGAGGAAAGCCUCCAGUCUGAGCUUGACAGAGCCAAGGAAAUGGUGGAGAAGCUCGUGAAAGAGAGGGAGGAUCUGCAGCAACACUUGUCAGAAGUAGAAGACAAGGAACGUCGCUUGGCUCACAAACUGCAAGAGAUGGGACAACAAAUGAUGCAGGCCACGGUAGAGAAGGAACGGGUCCAGCAACUCCUGGACCAAAGGGUUGAGGGUGAUGACCGACGAGAUUGUGAGAUAAAUGAACUCUUCCGUAAAGUGGCUCAGAUGGAGUCCGACAAAGCUGAGCUGAAGGAGGUCAUCGAGGAGAGAAGUGGAGAGUUGAAUGAAAUGGCUUUGUUGCUGGAACAAAAGGACAAUCAGCUGGCACAGUUCAUUGAGGAGAAGGAAUCAUUGCAGGUUUAUAUGCAAACGGACAACAGCAGGAGGGAAAACGAGAUUGCUUCAGACUUCAAGAAGCUGAACGAGGAGCUGGUGGAAAUGAAAGAUAAAAAUGAACACCUCCAAAGUCUUGUUGAACAGCAUGAGAUGAAAGAGAGUAAAGCAAGUACAAGGUGUGAAGAGCUGUCACAGCAGUUGACUCAGGUGACGGAGGAGCUUCAAAAGACAGAGAGCAGGAAAGAGGCUAUCCAGAGACAAAACGAGAAGCUGAAGGAGAGGCUGACCAAGAUAAAUGAUGCUAGGAAGAAGCUAGGAAAGGAGGUGGAAGAGCUCAAGCAAGAAAAGGAAGAAAUGGACGGACUUGUGAAAAAGAAAUCCGAGGCAGAGUCUCAGGUCUUGGUCAUGAAGCAGGAGUUUGAGCAUCUGCGCCAGUCUAGUGAUCAGAGUGCUUCAGAGUCGGUCAAUCUGAGACAAGAACUGGAAGCAACGCGAGAUAAGUGCCACCAGCUCAUCACAGACAACGAAUCGCUGAAAAUGAAGGUUUCUGAUUUGGAAAAUGUCAGGAUGCAGGCCGAGUCCAAAAAGCAGACUCUUGCAGAGGAAAAUGACAAUUUGUCCAAAAUGAUGCAACAACAGCAAGAUGCUAUUGAUCACCUUCAGUCCAAGAUAAAGCAACUCAACUCUGAUCUGACCUCCGCCAAAACAGAGUGCAAAAAUGUUCAAGAUGACUUCACAAAAACGCAAGCCAAGUUAAACCAACAGGUCGAAACGUACACUACAAAACUCCGCAAUGCAGAGGAACAUUUGAACAAGAAAACAGCAGAUCUUGAGAAGUUGGCAAAGGAACUUGAACACGGGAAGCUCGACAAGAAUAUCUUGGUGGCUGAGAAAGAAGAGGUGGAAGUGCUCUUGGACAAGCUAGACCAGAAGAACUCCAUCCUUGCAGAGGAGCUUGCAGUGGCCAAGAAUCAAGCCAAGACUGCGCUGGAUGAGGUGCAGGUUCUGAAGGCACUGGAAUCUACACUAGCAACAGUGGAAUCACAAAACAAUAAUGCGCUAGAAGAGAACAGAGACUUGAUGGCUCGGAAUGCUCAACUACUCCAAGAGAAUGAAGAGUUGGUGAGCGAAGUUCAGGAGUACAGUGAUCAGAUGAAAGAGGCUCGGUCCACCACUACCAAGUUGAAGACUGCUACAUCCGAUCUCGAAAAUCUCAGGAAGCACCUGGGCGAGCGGGAGCAUGUCAUCAUGGAGCUGCAAGUGGCUAGCUCUGAAAAUGAAGAGACACUCGGCCAACAGAGAGAAGCUUACAAAACCCUGGAGCAAGACAAAGAGGAGUUGGGAGAGGAGCUGGAGAGGUUCCAAGGGGAGCUGGAGUCCUUCAAAGUGGAGCGGGACCACCUCAGGGCAGAAUGCUCUCAACUCAGGGAAGUGGUGGAGAGAUACCAGCAUGAGAGCGAGCAUCUCGGGGAACAGCUGGGGGCGUUGCAGCAGCAGAUGCAACAGCUGAGUGCUGAUAAUGAGGGGUUGAGGCUGAGAGCUCACCAGGAGGGAACUGUGGAUCAGCAGCUUAGGCAGUGGCAGGAAGCCUAUGAGGGAGUAAGAGCAGAACUUGGGACAGCAGAAGCCGAGAGGCUUCAGGCACUGCAGAGCCUCCACCAGAGGGAGAUGAGGUGCGAAGACAUGACCAUGCAGAUCUCGGCACUGAUUGAGGAACGUAACAACCUGAGCAUCCAGCUGCACAACUCGGCCAGAGCUGCCCGGGAUCUGCAGAAGGAGCUGAAGCUGGUGGAAACGGAGAACAUCAAGCUGACGGAGCAAGUGGAAGACAAGGAACGGACGUUUGUCAGCCGCGCUGCUGUGGAGAUUGAGGAACCAAUCAUAAGAGCCGAGACAUCUAGCCUUCAGCAGGGUGCACCUGUAGUACGGGAAACCCACCAAGAUGAGCUGAUUGACAUCAGCAGAAGGUUGGAGGAUGCUGAACAGUCUAGAGAAGCGAUUGCCAAUGAGUUUACUGAAGUGGAGGGUAAGGCACCCACCUCAGCUGAUCAACUAACACUUGAGGCGGCAUUGCAGAGGGAAAGGGAACAGCGUCUGCGAACAGAGGAAGCAUUGGUGCGUGCUCAGGAUCAAAUACGCGUCCUGGAGAGCAGACCCGCGGAGAAAGUUCCGCCAACACCGCCCUCGCAGGACAUUCAAGUGCAGAUGGAAGACACUGCCGAGAGAACGCCGUUGCUGCAGCCGUAUGGAGCAGGACACGUACUCACUCGUCAGGCUGGUUCCCUUGGAACCCAAGUCCUCAACUGGCUACAAGGUCGAAGUCUGGUCCCUUCGUAUUCCGAACAGUACCGUGGAGAUUGGGUCUAAAUCAAAUAUGUUUUGGACGCAGUACAUCAACCGCAUCAAGCGGUCUCAUCCCAGCCUCCGCACUGCAAUGAUGGUCUAUGCUGUGGCUCUGCACUUGUUUAUUGCGUACCUGUUAAUGUCCUGUUAAUCAGUACCGGCACCAGACUAUCGACUUGUAGUUAUCAUGUUAGAAUAUUCAAAACUUAGCUUGCCAAUUUAUGUAAAUACGCAUCAGCAUUGUAAACGUAAUUUCAAAUCAUUUUCUUCUAAAUGUAUCAGAGAAUAGAAUGUAAACUUUAUGAUUCCAAAUUGGAAUUCUGUUCAGCCUACAUAUUCAAACAUAUUUGUGUGUACAAAACAAAAGAAAUAUGCUUGUUAUUUUAGAUGCUUCCAUUGUAAAUAUGUACAGAAAUUGUGUCAAUUGGAGGAGGAUUAUAAUUAUGGUGCCAGAAAGAUUCAGUGUAUUUUACCUGAAAGUUAUUCAUUGUUGCUUUUUUAUUGAUGUUUGUGUAAAAUUAUCUUGGUGUUGGAAAGGUUUUAGUUUGUAUCACUCUGUCCACCUCAGUAUCCAUGUCGUUAAGGUAAUGCUACUAAACAAUCCAUUCCCUACCCCUCGCCUACCCAUGUCCCCAUCCCUUUGCCCAUCCUCUCCCCACCCUUGUCCCCACCCCUGUCCUCAUCCUUGGCCAAGUUCGGGCAAGGACUAUUAGUCAACUAGUGGUUGAUUUGUGACGUACCUUACGCCUGCGCAGUAAUAGCAAUGUGCGAACGUCUCUAGCCGAACGCUGGUCAAGAUGUUAUCGCAAAACUUCUGGAUCCUGGCUCCCUGCUAGCGUUAUGAAUGCGCCCGGCUAUUGGUUAC